GCGCCACCCCGCCCCGCGCCGCCCCGCCCCGCCCGCGCGUCCCCGGCCGGUCCGCGCGCCCUGGAGGCGGGCCGCCGCAGCGAAGGGGCGGGUCGGGGGCGGCCGUGCCGGGCGGCCUAGCGAGCGCGCCAGGCCCGGGCUGCGGGGAGCCCCGGUGCAGUACUGGCCGAGCCCGGGCGGGGUCUCUGUUCCCCGGCGGACGAGCUCCCUGCGCCGCGGGAAGCGCCCUCUCUUUCCUCGCCGCCGCUCCGAGUCUGCGCCCUGCCGCCGGGCGCCCCGCUCCGCGCUCCCCCGCGCCCGCCCGGCGCCCGCUCAUUCGCAGCGCAGCCUCGGCCGCCGCCGCCUCCCUGCUCCUGCUCCUCCUCCUUCUCGCCCAGCCCGCCGCGGCCAUGGCGGACAGCGCCAGCGAGAGCGACACGGACGGGGCGGGGGGCAACAGCGGCGGCCCGGCCGCCAUGCAGUCGUCGUGCUCGGCCGCCCCGGGCGGCGGCGGCGGCGGCGGGGGCGGCGGCGGGGGCGGCGGGGGCGGCGGCGGGGGGAAGUCGGGGGGCAUUGUCAUCUCGCCGUUCCGCCUGGAGGAGCUCACCAACCGCCUGGCCUCGCUGCAGCAGGAGAACAAGGUGCUGAAGAUCGAGCUGGAGACCUACAAACUCAAGUGCAAGGCGCUGCAGGAGGAGAACCGCGACCUGCGCAAAGCCAGCGUGACCAUCCAAGCUAGAGCCGAGCAGGAAGAAGAAUUCAUCAGUAAUACUCUAUUCAAGAAAAUUCAGGCUUUACAGAAGGAGAAAGAAACCCUUGCUGUAAAUUAUGAGAAGGAAGAAGAGUUUCUCACUAAUGAGCUCUCCCGAAAAUUGAUGCAGCUGCAACAUGAGAAAGCCGAACUUGAACAGCAUCUCGAACAGGAACAGGAAUUCCAGGUCAACAAACUGAUGAAGAAGAUUAAAAAACUGGAGAAUGAUACCAUUUCUAAACAGCUGACAUUAGAACAAUUGAGACGAGAGAAAAUUGACCUUGAGAACACUCUGGAGCAAGAGCAAGAGGCACUCGUUAAUCGGCUCUGGAAAAGAAUGGAUAAACUUGAAGCGGAGAAGCGAAUCCUACAGGAGAAAUUAGACCAGCCAGUCUCCGCUCCCCCGUCACCCAGAGACAUCUCCAUGGAGAUCGACUCUCCAGAGAACAUGAUGCGUCACAUCCGGUUCUUAAAGAAUGAGGUGGAAAGGCUGAAGAAGCAGCUGAGAGCCGCUCAGUUACAGCAUUCAGAGAAAAUGGCCCAGUAUCUGGAGGAGGAACGGCACAUGAGAGAGGAGAACUUGAGACUGCAGAGGAAGCUACAGAGAGAGAUGGAGAGGAGAGAAGCUCUGUGUAGGCAGCUCUCUGAGAGCGAGUCCAGCUUGGAAAUGGACGACGAGAGAUACUUUAAUGAAAUGUCUGCACAAGGAUUAAGACCUCGCACUGUGUCUAGCCCAAUUCCUUACACACCUUCUCCGAGUUCUAGCAGGCCUAUAUCGCCUGGUCUCUCUUAUGCCAGUCACACAGUUGGCUUCACACCACCAACUUCACUGACUAGAGCCGGAAUGUCUUACUACAAUUCUCCAGGUCUUCAUGUGCAGCAUAUGGGAACAUCCCAUGGGAUCACAAGGCCUUCGCCGAGGAGAAGCAACAGUCCUGACAAAUUCAAACGGCCCACACCGCCUCCGUCUCCCAACACACAGACCCCAGUCCAGCCGCCUCCGCCUCCGCCUCCGCCACCCGUGCAGCCCACAGUCCCGCCGGCAGCCACUCUGCAGCCCACUCCCUCGCCACAUCCGGUGCACCCCUCUUCCCAGCCUUAAUGCAUGUGCUUGGUCUGCAUCUCACGUCGGGACUCGUACCGUGGUGGAGCCAUCUACUCAAAACGCCAAAGGCUUCCUUCCCUGGCAUAUUUGGAUCUGACUUAUUUGCACUGAGGUUAUCUAGGCUUCACUAUUAAUUGUGUUAUAGAUGUUUGUCAGAAAUGCAGCCAGUGUUGUGGGUCUACAACUAAACAGAUGACUCCCCCCCCCCUCCUGUCAGUGUUUUACUUGAAUCUACACAUACGUCCAUUCCCUGGCUGGAACAUUUGCUAUUCGAUAUUUGGUAAUUCAGCAGCAGUGUGUGAUUUCUGCUUGGCUCCAGAGCUUUGUUUUCCUGGCUUUUAGGUUUGUAAAAUAAAAAGGGAAAUCUUUUUUAUAUUUUUUUCAUGAAUUUGCAAGAAAUUAUUGCUGUUACUCCCCCCACACACACACACCCAUGGUGUUUACCAAACAUACCGAUAAUUUAUCACUACAGUCCAAACCUUUGAAAAAAUCUAGCUUUCAGUGCAGAAUGGGAAGUUAGAUGAAUCCGUGCCCAAGAUGAUAUAUACUAUUUACUAGAGCUUUCUACAAAUACACUUUUUAUAGGUUAUUUUCAGUAUCAGUAAACACCCAUGACUCUUAUAAUAAAGCAUCCUAAAAUAAUGGAUCCCUUCAAUCUGUACAUUUUACACAUAGCAUGGGAUGGAUACGUAUUGUAUAUGAGGAUGCGAUCCCUUACCUGUAUUGUUCAUUUCCCCAAACUGGCCGCCGCUGACGUAAGUGAGUCGCUAAAUGUCGUCCUGCCUACCAGUGGUUGCGAUGGCUGCGUAGAAUGUGUGAUGUGAUUUCUUCUGCAGAAGGCAAUGUGAUUGUAACAGACAAACACAGCCAGCUCUCUUUCUUCGCCGUUCAUUAUUUGUGUUUCCUUAAAAUAGAGUUCGAACAAAUAUCUUAAAGGUGCAGAAUGCGAUUUAAAAUGCUCUUUGAAACGAACAUUAUAGGAGUACCUUGGCAUCAUGGCCAUCCGAUACAUUAUUGCUUGCCAGAAAAGAAGCAUAGACGAAAGCAGCACAUAGCAUUGAGGACUGCUUAUUCCACGCAUUAUAAGCAAGUGCAGUGUACAAAUAAGUAUAUCCUGAGUCUAUUAUUUCCAUUUCUUUAGCACAAAUAAACUGGUUUCACUUUGAAGUGGAACACUGUGAGUCACUCUUUUCUUAAUACUUGCAGCAUCUUUAUUUUUUGCUUUUCAGCAGUUACUGUUUUGUACUUUGGUAGUAAAGUGAUUUUUACCACCUGUGUUUGCAUAUUUAUAUAUGCUGUGGACAAAAAAAUGACUUAUUAGAGAAUGUAUAUUUUAUGAUGAGAAUGUGUAUCUGUUGGAUAUAAUCAGAGAACUGAAAAUUAAUUUAUCAGUGAUUUUUAAGAGUCCAUGUUUAGUGACAACCAUCUCUAAUAGCUAGCUCUUUAUUGAACACACUCCUAAAAUAAGGAAACCAUGACAUUGUAGAUAUUUAACAUUGUAUAGUAGAGAAGCUUCCAUUUUUGCCUUUGAAUGCAUAUUUAAGAGUUACAGAAAGGAAAAAAGAAAAAGUCUCAUUGGAUUAUAGUGUUUGACUAGCAUUUUACGAACUUGAGAGUAAAAGCAACAAUAAGAUUUUCCCCUCUUCUGCUUCUUUCCCAAACCAAGGACGUCACUCCUCAAUUGUUUGAAGGAAAUCGUGCGUUUAUAUAAUCUUAUUUAUAAUGUCUGUGUAAUAUACAUAAUAAUAGUACAGUUCUCAAGUAUGGGGAGGAGAUUUAGCAUUUAAUUAUUGAGGCGUUAGGUUUUUAACUCAAAUUAGACGGGGUCAUAUCAAAACCGGGAAUUUCACCAACAGCUUAACUAUCCUUCCUGGUACAUUGCCAUUCCGAGGAAUUCUGAGAGUAGGCAAAACACAAUUUGCCUUCAUGGUACAGUUCUCGGCUUUUCUUAUAGGAGAAAUAUGGUAUAUGUUUACAAGAAGCUCUUAAAGAUAAGAUUAUAGACUUCAGUGCUGUCGGAAAGUAACUUGCGCUCAAAUAAAAAAGUUCAAAAUGUCACCUUCCUCUGCUUCCUAUCCGUGCAGUUACCUCCUGAAAGCACAAGUGAAAACAUCGCCAUAUGGCGCAUGGCACAGCACUUGAAGUGAGCAAACAGUUCCUGACGAAUGCCUUUUAGAGACCACUUCUUGACAUUCAGACUUCUGCAGAAAUGGCGUGCUGGUUCUCCUAGAGCAGCCAUUUCAAAAUAAAAUCCAGGCAGCACUUUUCAACACAAAAGUCUCUUCAAACAUUCAAAACUGAUCCAACACUACUGUUUGGAAUUUAUGCUUUUUCAUGACCUUUUAGAGUGCUACCUUUAGAGUGCUUUUUGAGUAGUACCUGCUAGGGAGAUUUCUUGGCAUUUGCUUAGUCGCCAGGGAUCCGCAAGAUCCUAGCCCUCAAACAGAGGAGCAAGAGCCUCCUUGCAUGUGGGAUGCUGGUGUAUGCCGGGCCUGUCUCAUGAAAGCUGAACAUGGUUGUCGCUGUUCUAGUUGCCCAUUCAGCCCGGGUAGCCUUGAGUUGACUCCCAGAUGGCUUUGGUUAAAUCUGUGGCCAUCCUGAAGCUUCAUUUUCUUAUCUUGCUGCCAGAGACCCUUGGCUACCACUGUGCUGCUAAUAGGAUAAGUACUCAGUUACCAGAUUACCAUGCCUUUUUAUACAAAACCAAAUUGAUUUACCUAUUACCUGACACCUCUCUGAGGUUUGAACUGCUUUCUCUCAGUAAGCAUGCUGGCUGGCAUUCUAGACAGAACUCUAAAAACUGGACAGAUGGUUGGAGGUAUUGGAGAUUUGCUCUAACUUGCUCCUUUGCUGAUCGAAAGGAGUGUUAGUUUCUGAGCUCCUGAGAUUCUGACCAGCAACCAUGGAUAGAAUGAAUGUGUGACCAGAUGUGACUUUGAAACCAAGCGCUGCUGUCCUGUUGUAAUUGGCUUCUGAUUUGACCAGAAAUAAUUGAUAAUGUGAUAUCAUGUUAACUGUUGAAUUGUAGGGAAAUAGAAUAGGUAUCACCCUUUGUAAGGUAAAUAACAAGCUUUGCCUGCACAGUCCUUUGUGCUUAUAGAGGAUGCCCCAUUGGGCAAGAAAAAGCAUAGUGACUUGUGCUUUCAGAGCCCCAGAUGUUUAUCUGAAUACAGAAGAAAUCUUUCUGUGUCACUUGAUCUUCUGUCUAGUAUUUGUCUCAUAGGUAACCAACACUGAAACUUUGUGGUGAUGACUACCAAAGAAAUACAUAGUAAAACCUUUUGUUUCCAAAUUUAUUAAAGAGCCCUUGAAGCUGCUACCUGAGUUCCAUGCUCAAGAGCCAUUGUAAGAGAUUAAGGGGUUUUUAGGUUUUUGUUUUGUUUUUUGAAAAAAUAAUAACUAUAUAUACACACAUAGCAGUUAACCUUAAAAUUCCAGAAUGCUCAGUAGUCAUGGUUAAGAGACCUAGUUGCCUCUUGUUGAGCAGUUGAGGGAAUACUGUGUUCUUGAUAGUGGGGGUGACGUGUGUGUGUGUGUGUGUGCGCGUGUGUGCAUUCAUGCCUUAACUCUGGUUAUUGCUCCACUUCAGUUCUUGACUUAGUCUGCAUCUAGAUUGUAUUGUACAUCUCGACCUGAACUUCACUCUGGCAGAAACAAAAGUUGCAGGCACGGCAGUUGAAGAAUGCAAUGCUCCAAAAGAGUUACCUGAUCAGUAGAGACCUCGAGGCUUCUUUGGACUUGAUGGGGAACUUUGCGUGGAGAGCAAAAGUGAACUGUCAAAUGGAAAGACAUCUUGGAUGAGAGCCAAGUGCUAGCUUGUCCUUUUGCUUGUGCGUAUCUGUGCACACCGUGUGUUGUUCUUGACAGCUUGUCUACAACUCACCUAGGUUGGAGUUACAGUAAUCGUGGCAAUCUUGACUUGAUGUUCUUGGUCGGAGUUUAGAGGGAUGUAAAGACUUCCAAUUAAUGUCUUAUUUCCUUUAUGUUGAUUAGUCUUUGAUACAUGUGCUGAAUCAGAAACCUAAAUAAAGAUAAUUUUUUAAAAUGGA
Molecule: messenger RNA, 5884 nt
Organism: Erinaceus europaeus (western European hedgehog)
Lineage: Eukaryota; Metazoa; Chordata; Mammalia; Eulipotyphla; Erinaceidae
Gene: CCDC6
Product: coiled-coil domain containing 6
Exons: 9
Coding region: 390-1832 (480 amino acids)
Source: RefSeq, a predicted model, not a curated record